Messenger RNA from Diospyros lotus (date-plum), 1431 nucleotides. RefSeq lists its product as uncharacterized. Bases 1 to 1431 code for a protein of 476 amino acids. The transcript is spliced from 6 exons. The record is from RefSeq and is a predicted model, not a curated record. Lineage: Eukaryota; Viridiplantae; Streptophyta; Magnoliopsida; Ericales; Ebenaceae.
AUGCAAUUGAAGAACUUAUUAGAAGGGGUCGGCUACGUGACUGUGUGGUGCGUCCUAGAGAUCAACAGCCCAAACAUCCGGCUCAACAAAGUCCUCACCGAGCUCCCGAGCAGGACCAAAUACCUACGGGAUGGCAGCCAAGAAGGACCUUCCAAGAAAGCCAAGAUAGCUUUGGAAGACGUCUCUUUCACCAAAGAUGAUUCUAAAGGCGUACACUGGUCGCACAAUGACGCCCUUGUGAUCCGAGCUCGGAUUGGUAAUAUGGAAGUACGGAGGGUCAUGGUCGACACAGGGUUAAGGCCGGACCAGCUGACAUCCUCUCUGGAGCCACUACACGGGUUCACUAGCGAUGCAGUAAUCCCGAAAGGACGUAUAAGGCUCCCAUUAACAAUUGGGGAAUCAGACCUCCAGGCCACGACAAUUGCGGACUUCCUCAUCAUUGACGGUCCUUCCGCUUACAAUGUCGUCAUGGGUAGGCCCGCCAUGAACAACCUGGACCUAGUUGUUUCAACCAAGGCCCUGGCCAUCAAAUUCCCGACCCUGAAAGGGACCGGUUGUGGAGUUAGCCACGACCUAGACCCACGCGACGUGGAUUGCAACCAAGCCGCCAGCCCAGCGGACGAGCUAGAAGAUGUUGCAGUCAGUAGCUUAGACGUUGAAAGGCACCUCCAGGUGGGCAAAGGUCUCUUCCUCGAGGUAAAAUCCCAACUGACCGAAUUCCUUGAAACAAAUCUGGACGUGUUCGCAUGGAACCACGAAGAUAUGGUGGGAAUAGACCCAAGGAUAAUGCAACAUCGGCUCAAUGUCAACCCCAACCAUAAGUCGAUUCGUCAGAAGAGGAGGCCAAUAACGGCUGAGCGGUAUGCGACCUUGAAGGAAGAAGUAGACAAGCUCUUAGCCAGCGGAUUUAUCCGGGAAGCCCAAUACCCGACAUGGGUGGAAAACUCGAUCUUGCUCGUGGAUGCAACGGCCGGCCACCAGCUUCUGAGCUUCAUGGAUGCCUAUUCCGGGUACAAUCAGAUCCCUAUGAACCCCGACGAGGAAGAGCAUACCUCUUUUAUGACGGAUUGGGGACUAUACUGUUACAAGGUCGCCAACCACGUCAGCGACCUGGGAGAAGCAUUCCAGGUUCUGAGGAAGUACCAGAUGAAGUUAAAUCCACUCAAAUGCUCAUUCGGUGUGGCUUUUGGAAAAUUUUUGGGUUUCAUGGUCAAUGAGAGGGGUAUUGAGGCCAAUCCAGAGAAAAUUCGAGCUCUACUUGACAUGCAAUCACCCACCAAGACUAAGAAAGUGCAAAGCUUAAAUGGACAGGUCGCGACCCUUAGUAGUUUCGUCUCCAAAUCUUCUGAUAAAUCCAUCCCAUUUUUCAAAGUUCUGAAGAAAGCAAAUAGGUUUGAAUGGACGGAAGAGUGGGAGACUGCUUUCCAGUAG